Messenger RNA from Mastomys coucha (southern multimammate mouse), 7556 nucleotides. RefSeq names its product phosphatidylinositol specific phospholipase C X domain containing 3 (gene Plcxd3). NCBI's taxonomy places the organism in Eukaryota, Metazoa, Chordata, Mammalia, Rodentia, Muridae. Gene Ontology annotation, biological process: lipid metabolic process. The transcript is spliced from 3 exons. Gene Ontology annotation, cellular component: synapse. Bases 266 to 1231 code for a protein of 321 amino acids. Gene Ontology annotation, molecular function: phosphoric diester hydrolase activity. The record is from RefSeq and is a predicted model, not a curated record.
CUGGAGGGAGGGGAAAGAAUAGAGAGCAGAGCACGGACGUCAGGAACAAAAGCCCCGGCCGUGGAGUCUGGCAAGGCAAGGAGGGAGCAUGGGGUGUUUUUGAAUAAUUAUUAAAAUGAGCAUGUGUCUGCGCCAUCCUGUGGGUGUGGCGCAGAGCGGAGUGUAAACUCUAGCGGGGCCGAAGCAAACAUUGGCUUAGCGGCAGCAGCUGCCAGCCUGUGCCUAGGAGUGUGGGGACGAGCGCGGCGGCAAGCAGACCGGCACCAUGGCCUCGUCUCAGGGGAAAAACGAGCUGAAAUUGGCCGACUGGAUGGCAACUCUGCCUGAGAGCAUCCACAGCAUUCCCCUCACCAAUUUAGCCAUCCCAGGGUCACAUGAUUCUUUCAGCUUCUACAUUGAUGAAGCUUCUCCAGUAGGCCCUGAGCAACCAGAAACUGUCCAAAACUUUGUCUCUGUGUUCGGAACUGUAGCUAAGAAGCUGAUGCGGAAAUGGUUGGCCACUCAAACGAUGAGCUUCACUGGUCAGCUGGGAGCUGGAAUCCGUUACUUUGACCUUCGAAUUUCCACCAAACCCAGAGACCCAGACAAUGAACUGUAUUUUGCUCAUGGCUUAUUCAGUGCCAAAGUCAAUGAGGGUCUUGAAGAGAUCAACGCAUUUCUCACAGACCACCACAAAGAGGUAGUAUUCUUGGACUUCAACCAUUUUUAUGGGAUGCAGAAAUAUCACCAUGAAAAACUGGUCCAAAUGCUGAAAGACAUCUAUGGAAACAAAAUGUGCCCAGCUAUUUUUGCCCAGGAAGUGAGCCUGAAGUAUCUAUGGGAGAAGGACCAUCAAGUAUUGGUCUUCUACCACAGUCCAGUGGCACUGGAAGUGCCCUUCCUCUGGCCUGGGCAAAUGAUGCCAGCACCCUGGGCAAACACGACAGACCCUGAGAAAUUGAUCCAGUUUCUUCAGGCAUCCAUCACUGAGAGAAGAAAGAAGGGUUCGUUUUUUAUAUCUCAGGUCGUGCUGACACCCAAAGCAAGCACUGUUGUCAAGGGUGUGGCAAGUGGCCUCAGAGAAACAAUCACAGAAAGAGCUCUUCCCGCCAUGAUGCAGUGGAUCCGCACCCAGAAGCCAGGAGAGAGCGGCAUCAAUAUUGUCACUGCUGAUUUUGUAGAACUUGGUGACUUUAUCAGCACUGUCAUAAAACUCAACUAUGUCUUUGAUGAAGGAGAAGCCAACACUUGAUAUUACUUUUCCGGAGUGUCCACGAGGAAGAUAGAGAAGCCUCAUUGUAUUAGAUAUAUUAUCAAUAAGCCCUGAUUUUCCAGUUCCACUGAGUCUCUGAAGGAAUUAGGGCUUAGAAGUGGGUGGGAAAUGAGGGUAAACCAUGUCUUGAGUGAUUGUAACCAUAUUCUGCAUUGCUAUAAAUAUGUCAUUUCCAAUUUGGUGACCAAAAUCUACUUCUAGUGUUAGGAAUAGAAAAGAACAGUGAAUUUCGUCUUUCAGAAUUAAUGUUUGUGCUGUGUAAUUCAUGAGUGUUUACUAGAUUGCAUUUUCUAAUUUCAACCUCGGGCUCCUGUAUUAUUCAUAGCCUCUACCCUUCUACUCCCUCUCUCUUGCUCGCUCUUCCUAAUUAGAUACUAUAUGGGUCUCAAAACAAUUGAAUGCCCAACAUAAUGUGUAUUGCAUUGUUGUGCUGAAAUGUGUUUGUUUUGUGAGACUUGGUAAAAAUAUUCCAUAGUCAUCUGCAAUUGGGCAAUCAUAGCUAAUUCUUGGUUGUAGAAAAUAUGCAUUAAAUCAGUCUCCCUGCAUCAGUAAUAUUGGCAGUCAGGAGUGAUUUUGUGUUUUACAAAAACAACAGCAUUUCAUAGCAGCUGUGUGCGAAGCAGCUAUGACUAUCAUGAAAACAGACUUUUGGAAAGACGAUGAGUGUGAACUUCACAGUGAAGAAAGAAAAAGAAAAGGAAUGGGAUAUACACAGAUAGAUGUUAUUUUAAUUCAGCAAAGUCUUAAAUAAUAAUGUCCUGUAAAUGUCAAACUACAAAUGUGUGGAAAACAAACAAAAAAAUCUGAUUUCUUUAAAUCCUUAAACUUUAAAAAGUUCUCUUAAUAAUUGCAUUUUUCUAAAAAGAAAAAAGAAAAACCAGGAGACUCUACUACAAAAUUAGAAUUCUAAAUGCUCAAAUCUAAAAACCAGAUCACAAAAAAAUAUCGUUAAAGAAGCUUUAUUUAUGUUUAUAACUUAGAAAGAAGAAAAUGAAGGGAUGCAGAGGGAUUUAGAAUAAUAUUUUUGAGACUAUCCCUGUAAUCUUUGCAGUCCAUUUACAAAUUCUUUCAAUAUGGAUGAUCUCCAAUUAGCAUUCUGGGUUCCAUACUGUUUGAGGCUACACAAAGACCAAGGAGCUGAAGUCUCAUACAAAUGUCUGUGGCAUCACUUUUGGUAAUCCAGCGGAAACGUUAACACAUUUUUUUUUUGACUGAUGAAUCCUUCUUGGUAUCUUUGUAGUGUUUGACAACUCUAAAAACCAACCUUCUAAGAGCACAAUACCCUCUCUGUAUGUUUCAUGGGAAUAAUGUGAGGGAUUAGUAAAAAUCUCUAUAAUUAUUGAAGCUCCUAAAAUUACACAUUAUUUUAUCUUCACACAUAGAAAUUAUCAAACAAGUACUGUCUUUGGACAAAGACAUUUCGUGCAUAUCAGACUCCUAGAGAAAAAAAAAAGUAUUUAUUUGGCUUUUAAUUAAUUUAAAUGGAGGACAUAUCACUUAAUUCUUUGGCAUAGAUGAAGUCAACAUCUCAAUAUUAUAAAUAACCAAGAGUUGACUUAGACUAAAGAUACUCUUCAUUAGAAAACAGCACUGUCCAAGAACUACAGAGUGAAUAAAGAAUAUGUUUGUGAAAAAUGUGUUUAAACUAAAUAGCUUGCAUAUGCACAUAACAAAUAUGUUUAUAAUUCCAGAUCUCUGUAUGUAUUUUGUCACACAUACUCUGGUGCAGAGAAACAAAUACAGAUACACACAGAAUAUAGGCAAACAUAAUACAAUUAUUUUUCAAAUAAAAACACUGACAUUAGUAAAUAAUUUAAUUUAAAGAAUUCCAGAGCCAGGCAUGGUACCAGAGUACAUGCCUAUAACUAUGGAACGUGAAAGCCAGAAGAAUUAGUACUUCUUCAAGUCUUGCCUGGGCUACACUGUGAGCUCAAGGCUACCCUGAGUUACAUAAAGAGAUCUUAUCUCAAAAAUCUAAACAAUAAAUUAAAGAUAGCAUCCUUUAGUAAUGUAUGGAAAAUGUUACAUAACAUUUGAGAAUACGGCAGUUCAUCAUAUAAAAUGCUUUUAUAAAAUAUUACGGAUUGGGACUUUAAUAUUACAAAAUAUAAUGCUUCCCCUGUUAACUUCUCCAUCUUUUGCAAGUCUAUUAUCUAUUUCACUUGAUCUUCUUGAGCAGAUAAACAGAAACUUUUUAAAAAGAGAUUAUUGAUUAUCGACAUUAUGCUUUAUAAAUUUGCUGACUACUCAAUUUUGAUGCCUUAGGAGCAUCUAUUGCCAAACACAGUUGAAAUGACACAAUUAUCUACUUAUAAUAUGACAGAGAUUCUUAAUCUGUUAGCAAAAAAUUGGAUGCAAUGUGGAAGUGAUUUUAUUGUAUUUUCUUGAACUUGAAUUCUUCCCUACAGUCUUUGUGAUAUUUAUCAUGUGGGUGCUGGAAAGAAUGGACAUAAUGUAGCAUUCGGGUGACAUUUCCAGACUAGGAAAGAGAAGGUUAUGUUUGUUUGUUUGUUUUGUUGUUUUUGCCAUUAAUGAUGUCUGCACAAAAACUACUUUCAAUCUGAACUUAUGAUUUCUAUGUGGAUACACAGUUAGCUCCUAGGCAAUAGGCACUGAGAUAAAUGGACUUGCCUUAACUUCUAAAAAGGGACUAAAUAGAAAUAAACCACAAGAGAAUUCGCUAAAAAUUUCCCUAGAAAAGGGAAAUGGAGAGAAGGUACCACUGGCUCUUUCCUGGCCACUGGCCCUGCUGUGGAACACACUCGUGGAGCAGAUUGUAUGACUUUUGUAGAGAAGUGGUGGUAUGUGGUCAAUCAGACCCUCAGUUCUGCUUUGUCUUUCCUGAGUCCUGGGAGCACAAGGGCUACACAUAGGCUUCAAGUGGAGGUAUGUGUUAGUGUACCUUUUGUUUGGCUGGCACUUAAGACACUUUAUGUUACAAGUCCUACAAAGCAAAAACAAAACUAAAAUCCAAGUGUUACUCAACCCGGGACAACAAAUCCGUGGGGUGAGUGGAACAAGGGAAAAUACUCAGAUGAAUCCACUUUUACAUAUGUUUUCCUGUCAGUAAUUCUGAAGGACCAAUAUAGCAAAGACUUCUGCCAUUAUGACUUAUGUCUCCUUCUUCCUACACAGUCAUGUGAGCACAGAGAAGGCAAGGCAUCCUUUGAAAGCCUUAGGAUAUUUUAUAUGGUAACCUCAAUGUUCACUUUUAGCCAUAUUGGGAAAACUCACAUUUCACAGAACGCCACCUAACAGAGACUAUAUCAGAGCAUAAAACAUUUGGCAAGAUACUCUUGUACAUGCACAUGUGUGUAUAUAAAUGUGCCUGAGCAUACACACACACAUACACACACACACACACACACACACACACACACAAACACACAGUGAAGUCACACCCUAUAUUGGCCUAACUGGUUUUAUUGCAAUUUUAACUCUUGAAAUCAAUAUGUCCUAUGUUAUCAGGCUUUAAAAUAGUUCAACUACUUGAAUACUUAAAGGGAAAGUUAUUAAAAAUGAUCAAUGAAAAGUGAGACUAUCAGAAACUAGAACCACUGGGCAGUAGUACUCUAAUUAUACUGUCAAUCACAUCUCAAGACACAAGAUCUAAUGCAAAUUUAAAUAUAAAUGUUUGAACACACAUCUUCACUCAAACUUGUUUGAGUCCUGUGAAGUUCUGAGGUGGUUUUAAGUGGCACUACCUGUCCAGAUUCCUACCUGUUGGAAUUACAGACAGGAGAGCUGGAAGUCUCAGGAAAUGCAUGCUUUUGUUAGUUUUUUAGUUCUACUGUUUUACAAAUAUUUAGUGACACAAUGAUCUAACUUUUCUCUGGUUGGUCAACCAAAGAGGAGCAGUAUAGGUCAAGUGCUCGCACCCUGAACAGCUAAAGAGGGCACAAUGGCCCUCAGGAGAUGCUAAAUGAGAUCUCUACAGUGUUUUAUUCUGCUAUAUUUUGGUCUUUCUCUAGCUUUCAGUGACACCAUGGUGUGAAGGCUCUAUUUGCCAUAACUUACUAGUGGCUCCUGUUUAACGUGCAGUUUAAACAUAAUGUUCCAAAUUGUCUGUUUUCCCAAUGACAAUAAGAAAACAUUCUAUAAAAUUUGUGAAAGGUGUUAAUUGAGAAAUGUGUAAUUUUUAUUUCACUUGUGAAAUGACUUUGUAGUUCUUAGUUCUGAUCAUAAAUUUGUAUGAGUCAAAAUUUCGUGCUUGUCAGUGGUAAGUGUAAUUAUAUUGUAUCUUCUCAAGAAACUUAUCCUAAAGAAAAAGGGCACAUUAUGACUAGCCUUAGUGCACUGCUAUUUUGCUUGUUUUGUUUGGCUUGCUUUUGUUGCUGCCAUUGGAUUCAAAUUUUUAGCAGAAAUUACAUUUCUCCUAAAGAUGACACUUAAGAAACCUUGUACAACAUAUGCUUUAGAGAGUUGCUGAGUUCCCACAACUCCACUGUCCAGUUUAUGAAUGAAUCAGUUAUGCUUUUUGAUUAUUAAAAUCAUCUACCUUAAUAACUUCAUUCUACACUAGAAAACUAAAUUCUCAUUUAUUUCCAUCAGAUUCAGAAUGAACACCAAAAUUCCAAUACAGUAUUUGAUAAUAAUAGAUCAUUUCUACUUUAAUGAUAAGGUUUCCAUGGAACGACAUUUCUCUAACUCACUGAUUUGGAGUAUGUAUCAUAAGAAAUAAGACAGACUGUCUUGGAUCUAUGAAAAUCAUAGAAGCUCCAUUAACAUGGGGUAAUUCCAUUAUAUGGUUGGCUUCUCAACAAAACCAGCCACAAUGUUCAUCUUUCUUUCUUUUCCAUGUGCAACAGGAAACUCCCAACCAAUCUACAUAGGUGGUCGUGGUGGAAGCAAAACUGUAAUCUAUUUUAUGCUUAGACUUUAUUUAUAAAUAGUUUCCUUAUUUCUUCCAGUCUCUGUUCUUUAAUUUGUUUUUAAUAUUUACAGUUGCCAAGUAAAAUAGAAAACAGCAGUGAAAUUCAAAUCUCAGUUAAAUAAUAUGUUACUGAGGCUCCUAUAUAGUUGAUCAGGAAUGCUUGCUUACAUUGCUCAGUAAUGUUUACAUAAGGUUCAAUUUUAAAUAGAUACAUUCCCUGUUGCUUCUUUAAAUCUGGCAAUACUAUAUAUAAUUCCUCCCAAUAUUUUCAGUGGCACUGCUGUGAGCUCUGAGAUGUCCAUUAUCCUAUAUUAAGACCAUUCAUAAAAUCUGAAGAAAUAUUGUUUCAUGAAGAAUAUUGUUUCACACUGAUUUUGAAGAAUCAUGUUAAAGUCAUUUGAAAUUAAGAGUAACUUCAUUAGAUGAAUGCAGCCAAAUUUAAAUUUUUCUUAUAAUGGCAUGUUGGAGGUCUAGACUCUGGCCAUUAUUUCUGGAAAUAAUAUUCUCCAGCUAUUGAGACAACCAACAACAUGGCACAUGUUAAAAACUGCUCUUGGAAAGUGAGAAUACCUUCUAAUGAAAGACCAGAGCCUGCUCUAGAAUUUAGUUUUCCUAUGAGACAGGAAUCAAAUGAAUCCAUCAUGCCAAUCCCUAUCAGUCACACCUCAAAAUUAUUUUAUGAAUUACAAUAAGUCAUCUAAGUGACUGUAGAAUAUUUGACAAAAGGAACUCUUUAGUGAGAGAGAAAAGAAUCCCAGGUAAAUACAGUCUAGUCUUGAGAGUUUCUUCCCACAGUAGGGGAUAAUGCUGGGCAGUAGAUGGGAACAGAAAGUAGUUCCUGAGAUAAAGCCCAUGACAGAGAAUUGCUGAAGUGGAUUGUAUUGAACGAUUGGUUUUCAGGAACUGAAACUGAAGGACCCCUCGGAUAUAAAUUAAGAGACCUAAAUCUGGUACCUAGGUUAUCUUUCAAGGACUAGAACCAUGCUGGAAUUUCUAAAUUAAUACCCAGUGUUUUUAACACUAAGUCCUUCCUAGUGUGAAUAUGGAUGGAUUUACAGUAGCUACCUCUUCUUUUGAAAUUCCUAUGAAAAAAAUAGGAAAACAUAAAUCCCAUGAUGUUUCCAUAUUGUGAUUGCUGCCUACACAUAUUUAUAUUGAUUUGCUUCAUUUUUGUGGAGAAAAAGAGUGUAUAGAGCUGGUAAUGUUUCCUUCACUGACCCCAGGAGUUCACCAGAGGAAGUCAGAUCUGUGCCUUCUCUUUUUAGGAUCUGUUAAUUGAUACUUUAGUAAAUGUGCUGUAAUGAAAAUCCAUGCCUAUAUAGUCUGUACAGAAAAAGUGAUUUUUACAGAUAAUAAAAUUGUGUUCUUAAUGUUAAAAAUAAAAGUUUAUUUGUAGCUAGUGAAAUUGCCUAAUAAAGUCCUGGAAUCAGU